This is a messenger RNA of Panicum virgatum (switchgrass), 622 nucleotides long. RefSeq lists its product as uncharacterized. The transcript is spliced from 3 exons. Lineage: Eukaryota; Viridiplantae; Streptophyta; Magnoliopsida; Poales; Poaceae. The coding region runs from base 173 to 502 and encodes 109 amino acids. The record is from RefSeq and is a predicted model, not a curated record.
CAUCAGCAGACUCACCCACUGUCCGUCUGUCCAGCACCCAAUCCACCGCUCGCUCCCUCACUACUCGCCUAGGGUUAGGGGCUUUGGGGCGCGCGGGCGGCCGGUGGCCGGCGAGCGCGCACAUCGCCGAGGAUUGGGUGCGGCCGGCGGCGUCUCCACGUCUGCGGAGGGCAUGGUCGCACGGAGGCAAGAGCUGCGGAGCACGGGAGGCGGAACGCUGGGCGACCACUGCGGCACCGCCGGAGGACGGAGGCGGAGCACGUGCUGUGGCCUGCGAUCUGCCACUGCGUCCGUACCAGCUAUUCCUUGGAAGGGUUUCAUUUUUUUCAGUCAUAGAUUGUGGCGUCAAGCUUUGACUAUCUGGAGGGAGUCCAUGCUGCUUUUGUUUAUGAAUAAACAAAUUUCUUCCAUAUUCCGAAGUGCAGGCAGCAGAUGUCGGACUGCUUCAAAGUUCUUGUCGCCCAUUUGUUCUUAUUAUCUUAGCGUGGUACUGUGGGAUUAGCACCCUCUGUUGUUUAACUUGUUUCUGAACACUGAACGUUUCUUCAGUCAUGUUCAUCUUUACUGACAAAGCAUGGGAGAUCAAUCUUUUAUGCCAGCGGCUCAGGACCCUUUUAUUUCA